Molecule: messenger RNA, 2444 nt
Organism: Lagopus leucura (white-tailed ptarmigan)
Lineage: Eukaryota; Metazoa; Chordata; Aves; Galliformes; Phasianidae
Gene: CCL28
Product: C-C motif chemokine ligand 28
Exons: 3
Coding region: 47-403 (118 amino acids)
Biological process (GO): immune response
Cellular component (GO): extracellular region
Molecular function (GO): chemokine activity
Source: RefSeq, a predicted model, not a curated record
CCACAGGACAUUUCCUGAAACACCUGCACCUGCCUGCAGUGUACCCAUGGCCCCGGGAGGAAUGGAUGUGAGCUUUGUCACUGCGUUGGCUGUGCUGGCGGCUGCAGUGAGCCUUACAUCCCCAACUUUAUUUCCUGAGGCCUUCAACUGUUGCACGAAAAUCUCAGAAGAAAUUCCUAAAGGAAUUCUCCGAAGAGUGGAGAGAUUUGAAGUCCAGAAACAUGAUGGCCUGUGCCACCUACAUGCUGUUAUCCUCCAUAUAGAAGGCAGAAAGUUCUGUGUAAGUCCACGGAUUAAAAGACUUAAAAAAUGGAUGAAGAAGAAUAAACACAAGAUCCCCAGAAAAAGACAUCAUGGAAGAAAACAGAGAAGAACCAAAACAUUGAAAAAAAGAAGAGAAUAAACAGUAACAAGAAGCAAGCCCCAUAAUGAAGGUACCUGUGGCAUACAGAACUGUGAACAAAGUUACCAGACUGCAUCAAGGAUGGAUGAUUACACCAUUAAAAUGACCUUUCAAAUAUCUAUGUGCUAGACGAACCAUCACCUGUAAACAAGAAUAAUGUUGGGCCAACUACAAACAAAACAGCAAAAUGGUGUUCCUGAAAGUGUCUUGUAGCAAGUGCUCUGCUGUCCCUCCAAAUCUAUGGAUGCACUUAAAUCCUCCCCUCUCCAACUCUGUUUUCAUUGCUACCUCCCUUGAUUUUUACUUGAUGUGCCAAUAUUCCUUCUCAGUGCUCCAUUCAUCUAAGCUCCUUUUUUGUCCCUACUGGCAUCUUUUUUUUUCUGCAAUACCUUUGUGCUGUUGCCUCUUUUGUUUCUACUCUUUCAGUCAUUAACUAUGAUUUUUUUUCUUAACUAGUCUUACAGAUACCUUUCCAGAUACUACUCUAUGAUGGCCUACACGUUCUUUGCCUAUUCCAAACACUUCCUGCUCUCAUCCAUUGUUAUCACUGGAAACACUAUCCAAAGCAAUGCAGUAAAGAUAAUCCCUAUUGCUUUUGUUCAUUUCAUUCCCUCUUUACUGCAUUUGAGAAAUUAGUUCCUCAGAGUUAUCUCUAGUAUUUGUUUUUUUUCAUUUUAUGUCUAACUUCAUACUGCAAACAUGGGAGAAUGCUUGGCAAAUGACAGUAGAUAGAACAAUCUGUAAAUCCUCUAAAGUAAAGAUGAACAUCUAUAUCAAGGUUACUAGAGAAUGAAUAGCAUAUGUCCACAGAUACAUAUCUGAUGAAAGGAACUCUUUCCAAAACAGAUAAAAGACAACAAGAAGUAUAAUUAUAAUCUCUGAUGAGCCAACAGUGUCCUAACAGAGAUGAGGCAACUCUUCUUUCAGUUUCUGGGGAAUACUGUGUACUGGCACAGCUCCACCCUGCUGCCAGGAGUAGGAGAACAUUCUGAUCAUACACAGGAGUUCUUCAUCCCCACUGCCUUGUGCUGCACGAUGGGGUGGCCUGGAUGAUACAAACUGAAAUGAUGCUUGAGUUAGCCAUUUCAUUUCUAUCCUGAUGCUGCUCUAAGUGCAUGUCAUAUGUACACAGCACAUGUGUAUUAGAGUCCAAAACUAAUGGGGCCAGGUCAGCAGACUGUCAUGAAUACUAAAUUGCUGCAAACAUAUUACACUGUUUUGUCAAUUUCUUUUCUUCCUCGUGCUCUAAUGAUUCCAAAUUUUACCUUCAUUCUUCUUUCUUGAGUAACAGAUUUCCAGGAGGGCUGAUGACGAUGUCUCAGCUCCUCAUAUUCUUUCCAUCAACACAACCAGUGGUUUUAGUGCAUGUGGGCUUUACCUAAGUAUGGACUAAAGUACUGUCUGUACUCUAAUUUCUGUGACUGUUCUAUCAUAGAUAUUCAGCAUAUUCAGAAAAACAGCAAAUUGGGAUAUAACUGUAGUUCUGUAGUUUUUGAUAACUGAAAUUGCUGCAGUGCCACAGAUAUUUUAAGACCCAGAGAGAUAUGCAACUUAAAUGCAAUUACAAUUCUUGCCUUUAUCAAGCUACUUUAAAAGACAGACUUUGAUAGUUUUGUUUAUAUCUUUCAGUUCUUUGGAGUGUUCAUUAUCUCAUAUAAGGUUCUUAUGGAUACUUUAGAUCAAAUAGAGAGAUUACGAGAAGGUAGAAGUCAUCUCCAAGCUGACAAGUGUAUUUUGGCUGCGUUCCUUUGCAUUCUUUUGGAAACUGAAAUUAGGAAUAAUUUCUACAAAUCAUUCAAUGUAAAAAGCUUUCCAUAACAUUGGUAUAUAAAAUAUCAAGGCAACACUUUAAAGAUCCACUCUCUGGUAGAGUAGGUUUAUUCCUGAACCCUGACACACAAAUAUGACAAAGAACCAUCCAGCUAGCAAACCUUCAGUUAGGAGAUGUCACACCCUCUGUACCUGAGUGUUAUUUUUGACCUUUGCUAUUUUGUACUUGGCAACAAAAUAAAAUCAAUUUUUUUUUUUCCAGUAAAGUCAU